AUGUUGCAACAUAGGUUCGCAAAGGAGAUGGAUCACUCAAAGGCCAAUCACAUGAAUAGCCAUCUUUUAGAGGCACUUGGAGUUCAUAGCGGAGCAGCAACAAAGCUAUCGGGUGCACUUUCGAAGUGCAAGGAGUCCAAAGAUGACGAUUCAAAUCGUCUCUUGAUUUCCGAGUACCUGGCCAAAGAUUCCUCGGUGUCAAGCCCAGCUGUGGUUGAUUUCACUCGACUAACAGAAAAGGUGCGCAUUGCCAACGAACAACGGCAGCGAAACCCACCAGUAGAGGACCACGAAGAGCAUUCGAAGACAGGUCCAUCAGAGAAAAGACCAGCGACUGAAUCUUUGCUUCAGCCAGUUGAGAAGCGAGCAAACUAUGGAGCGGGGACUGUCAGCGUCCAUAGAUCACCAAACUACCUCCCUAAGUUGAGUAACCCAACGCUCGAUAGUAGAGACGAUUCAAGUCAGCGCACCUCGGCGACUAGUCGGACGCUGGGCGGGCAGACACUGGAGAGUGCGAACCCGGGGGUUCAGCAUGUUAUCAGUAGUAGCCAGACGCUGGGACUCGAGAGCAUACCGAGUCAGCAGCUCGUUGAGAGCAGGCAGAGCCUAAGAGGUGGGAUUUUGACGAAUCAAGAACACGGCAGAAAUAGCCAGCCGCCGAACAGCCCGCUCAGUCUUAGCAGAAACUCGGCAAGAGGUGCACGGGAGUUCACUGGGCUCCAGAGGCCGAUCCACAGCCACUGGAACAACACCAAUACGUACCACCCUGCUGAUUUCCAAAGGGGCGAGACCCCUCGGCCCAACGCCAACAAGCCCGCCCAACCGAUGGGGCGGAUCGAGCAAACGAGUUGUCUGCCUGAAAUGGCGGUGGAACAAAUGCGCACAUUUUCGAGACCAAAUAAUGGGGCGGUCCCGCGUCAUCCUUCAUAUCAGCAGAAUCAUAUGGUCCAGACUCAUAACCACCGAUUUGGGAAGAGAGACCAUGGUCUGCCUUAUAUGGCGGUAGAGCAGCACCAGCCCGAAGUGGUGGUCGGAGAGAGCUAUAGGCAUCCAAGGGAAUCCCGUGCCUUCUAUCCUAGGGACACACGACGCGAAGAGACGAACAAUGGUCUGCCUUAUAUGGCGGAGGAGCAGUAUAGUCGCUUCCCGGUCGCGAUACCUAAAGUCGACUCUGACGGUACAUUCAGCUGGAAAACCGACAUUUCAGCGCAACUAGGGACCGAGUUGGAGACUGCGUUUCAUGCCCACUUCAUGGGAGAUCGGAAGAAAGAGAAGCGGUGGGCUAGCUAUGAGCCUGGCAACACGGAUUGCGUCUUGACGCAUGUCAUUGGACGCGGAGGGAAUCAUUCCAGUUUCUCACAGCCAUUCACUGCGUGCGACAAGUGCUCUCGAGCGGAGCGACCGUGCGUCUUCCUCGUCAACCAGGGAGAGCGGACGGUACUGGGCUUCUACCGUGCCGAUCCGUCCAGCCGUGGUGGAUCUGCCGACGAUGCGGGCUUCUAUGUGCCUGUAAAGGCAGCAGCACAACGGCGAAACGGACUGUGA
Molecule: messenger RNA, 1545 nt
Organism: Didymosphaeria variabile
Lineage: Eukaryota; Fungi; Ascomycota; Dothideomycetes; Pleosporales; Didymosphaeriaceae
Exons: 3
Coding region: 1-1545 (514 amino acids)
Source: RefSeq, a predicted model, not a curated record